This is a messenger RNA of Closterium sp. Naga37s-1, 756 nucleotides long. NCBI's taxonomy places the organism in Eukaryota, Viridiplantae, Streptophyta, Zygnematophyceae, Desmidiales, Closteriaceae. The record is from the annotation of a GenBank genome assembly.
AUGACUUCGUAUCCCUUAGCUCACCUGACAUGGUUUUGUUGUGCUCAAGCAGCAGCAGCAGCAGCAGCAGCAACAACACCAGCACCAGUAGCACCAGCAGCAGCAGCAACAGCAGCAGCAGCAGCAGCAGCAGCAGCAUCUGGAGGUGGAGGUGGUGUAUCAGUGGGAGCCAUUAUUGGCAUUGCCAUUGCUGCUGUGGUCCUCAGCUCCCACCUCCCCUCCUCCUCAAUGUUCCUAGUCAGCAUGGUUCCUCUUCCUUUCGUCUACUUUUUUUGGGCCAGCCUGGCAGCCACCCACUGCACGGAGUUCUCGCUAAAGGAGGUGCUCAAGGCCACCAACGACUGCUUUGGUGUGCUCAUGCUUGUGGUGCUCACUGGACGGUUUUCACUUGUCGAGGAUGCUGGGGAGACCCAGCACAUCGUGGUGUGGGUAUCCGAGUGCCUGUCAUCGGGUGGUUUAGAGAGCCUCAAGCACCCCACCAUGGACGCCCCUGGGGAUGUUGUGCAGCGCUUGGCUGAGCUGGCAAUGAGCUGCACCGUGGAGCGCACUGCAAGCCGCCCAAGCAUGGCGCACAUUGCCACCCAGCUGCAGGCUGUCAGGGAGGAAGUGUCGGGGAAAGAGGAAUCUGGCGCUGCCAUCAAGGUGGAUGCGCAGGUCCAGGAGAUGAAGGAUGUUGUUGCGGGUGAGGACAGCCUGGAGGCACAACUUCAAAUGAUUGCGGAUAGGGGCAGCUUCAUCACCGAACACCCAGUCUAG